AUGGGUAGUGCACCUUCAUCCUCGAUCCCGAAUUUCGACGCAAGAAUUCGAACAAAGGCUGGACACAAGUUUCGAAUCUCAUAUCAUGAUUUAGUUGAUCACAUCUUAUUACUUGGUCAAGUGAUUGCUCAACCAGAAAUGACACAAGAAGGUCCAACAUUGGAUCAUUUUAUUAAUGAUUAUUGUAGUCGAAUGGCACAACAAAACAUGACAAACAAGCAUCAACAAAUGAAACUUCCAUUGGAAACUGAAUGGAUUUGGCAUGUUCAUCGUCUUCAUCCUUUAAAUUAUCUCAAUGAUUGUACCAAACAACUUCCAGGUAGGAAACUUAUUGAUAAAAAAGUUCGUGAAGUUCUAAAAAAUUAUGGACGUAAACAUAAUACAAAGGCCGUGUCUCCAUCGACAAGUAAAAAUUUAGUAUUUGUUCCAUCAGUCGAUUUGAGAGAAGCUGUUAUUCGUCAACGUGAUUUUCUUGAGAAGUUUCAACAACAUUAUCUUUAUUCUUUUGACUUAACGAAGAUGGAUCGUUCACAGUUUGAACAUCUGGUACAAAAUUAUGUAUCAUUUAUGAAACUGGCUGAUAAAAAUGAAAUGAUUGUACCAACUUUUGAUAUUGAUUUGAUAUGGCAUACACAUAUGAGAUAUCCAUCACAAUAUCAAACUGCGUCAACAUCUUUAUGUGGUUUUAUUGUUGAUCAUAAUGAUGCAAUUGAGUCAAAUACUUUAACAAAUGCUUAUCAAAAAACUGCUAAACGAUGGGAAAAGAUUUACAAAAUUGGAUAUGGUCAGAAUAUUGAUCGGAAACAUCUACAAACAUCACAAUAUAUGAGUUCAUGUGCAAUGGUUUUCGUACCAUGUCACGUUUCGAGUGGUGGUGGAGCCUCGUCAUGUGGAGCGAUUGGGGGCAGUUGCGCAUCAAGCUGUGGUAGUGAAGGCUGUGAUGGUGGAGGCCAUGGUGGAGGCCAUGGUGGAGGUCAUGGUGGAGGCCAUGGUGGAGGAGGUUGUGGAGGUGGGGGCCAUGGUGGAGGAGGUUGUGGAGGUGGAGGCCAUGGUGGAGGAGGUUGUGGAGGAGGAAGCUGUGGUGGUGACUGA
Molecule: messenger RNA, 1092 nt
Organism: Rotaria sp. Silwood2
Lineage: Eukaryota; Metazoa; Rotifera; Eurotatoria; Philodinida; Philodinidae
Source: the annotation of a GenBank genome assembly